AGACCAAACAACCAUGGACGUGUUUUCUGAGAGAAAAGUUUCGUCCUGUCUGUUUUCACCUGCUUCAGAAGUGGUGCAAGCAGGUGGUCAUAACCAUGCUGCUUUUCACACCAUCCCAAACUCAGUCUGCAAAGGGAUGACUGUGAAGUAUAGAAACCGCGGGAAAAAAUCAGGCGGGAAAUCGUCGUAUCGGCACGUGCCGCAUAGAGAAAAACCGCCACAUCUUGUAGCGCGACGUAACGCCAGAGAACGCAGACGUGUGGAAGCCGUCAAUGAAGCCUUUCAGAGAUUACGAAAAAGGGUGACAGGAGAAGUCAAACAAAAACGUCUGUCCAAAGUCCGGACCUUAAGAGUAGCCAUCGAUUAUAUCAACAAAUUACAAAGGAUGAUAAUGGAACAUGACCAAAAAGUUUGUGACAAACAAUGUCGAGGUAAUCCUCGACGGGAAAGAAUAAAUCAAAGUGAAGAAGCCGAUUCUUUGUCUUUCUCCGCGAAGUCAAGUAAUCUGCCUGAAUCUGGAGAAAUUAUGUUCGACUUCUGUAAUGAGGAGCAUAACAACGUAGGAUAUCAGACCACUAAUGCACGUGAAGAUGACCCUUAUUUUCCAGAAUAUGGAUCUCUGGGAAUGAAGGAAAUCAGCGUUCUGCCAGAUUUGUAAAUACGUCAGUGAGUUAUCUCCCGUUCCCUACUACUGCACUCCAAGCUCAUCGAUUCAAGACAUGUGAAAACGGAAACAGUUUGGUUUUUCAGAAAAUCAUAUACAUAAAGGAAAACCCCCUGUUUUUAAAGGAUUUUUUUUUAUUUUGUUCAUUAUGUCUUCAACUGUAAGUGAUUAGAUUCAAAGAAUGUGGCAUGCUUUACAGUAUGCGUCCGAUAGGAUUGAACCUUCAAUUCAACUGAUGACCGAAAUACAGCGUCUUUUUUCUUGUGCACCAAAUUGAGGAGCUGAUUUGACUAAGUUUUCAGAGCAAGGUCAUCAAUUGGAGGAUAUCGGGAUUAUGAUUUUUUAUUGUUAUUAUUUCGUCAACACCUUAUUGGAACAAGAACUGUUUAGUUAGAUAAUGUGACAUCUGUAGAUCUGCAUUAUUGUUACUUUUGAAACACAACUCUUUGAUGUUAAAGCA
Saccostrea echinata is the source of this 1124-nucleotide messenger RNA. RefSeq names its product achaete-scute complex protein T3-like. Gene Ontology annotation, molecular function: RNA polymerase II transcription regulatory region sequence-specific DNA binding; DNA-binding transcription factor activity, RNA polymerase II-specific; protein dimerization activity. The record is from RefSeq and is a predicted model, not a curated record. Gene Ontology annotation, biological process: regulation of transcription by RNA polymerase II; developmental process. Lineage: Eukaryota; Metazoa; Mollusca; Bivalvia; Ostreida; Ostreidae. The transcript is spliced from 2 exons. Bases 14 to 658 code for a protein of 214 amino acids.